Messenger RNA from Centrocercus urophasianus (Greater sage-grouse), 1098 nucleotides. Its product is annotated as cytochrome c oxidase assembly protein COX18, mitochondrial. Gene Ontology annotation, biological process: mitochondrial respiratory chain complex IV assembly; protein insertion into mitochondrial inner membrane from matrix. Lineage: Eukaryota; Metazoa; Chordata; Aves; Galliformes; Phasianidae. Gene Ontology annotation, cellular component: mitochondrial inner membrane. Bases 1 to 954 code for a protein of 317 amino acids. The record is from RefSeq and is a predicted model, not a curated record. The transcript is spliced from 6 exons. Gene Ontology annotation, molecular function: membrane insertase activity.
AUGUGGCGGCUCGCGCGGUCGCUGAGGCAGAGCGGCUCGAGCUGGCAGUUGGGCGGUGCGGCCGUCGGUCGGUUGACGGUCGCCGCGGGGUCUCCGGCGCCGAGCGGGAGCCCCGGCGGUUGGUACGAGUGGCUGGCGCAGUCGGUCCCCGUGCACUGGGCGGAAGAUGGGCUGGUGGCACUGCAAGCGGCCGCGGGGCUCCCGUGGUGGGCCGCCAUCGUGUGCGGCGGCGCCCUGCUCCGCAGCGCCGUCACCUUGCCGCUGGCCGCGCACCAGGGCCGCCUCCUGGCCAAGUUGGAAAAUUUGCAGCCUGAGAUUAAAAAGCUAGCUGAGCAGCUUCGCUAUGAAGUUUCUGUUCGUGGAAAGCAACUGGGUUGGUCUGAAAAGGUUGCCAGAUUCCACUUUAAGAAGAACCUGCAGAGGAUUAUUACAGAACUGUACAUUCGAGACAACUGCCAUCCAUUCAAAGCUACCUUAUUGGUGUGGGUACAGAUUCCAAUGUGGGUCUGCGUGUCUCUUGCAUUGCGCAACUGCAGUGUUGGUGCUGUGGACUCAGAAGUUCAAGAACAGUUUUCGACAGGUGGAACACUGUGGUUUACAGACCUCACAGCACCAGAUUCCACGUGGAUUAUGCCAGUUUCACUUGGACUCCUGAAUUUGCUGAUAGUGGAGAUCUUUGCUUCACAAAAACUGGAAGCUUCUAGGUUCCAGAAGCUUGCUACAAAUUUCUUUAGAGUGUUGUCAGUAGUAAUGGUCCCUAUUGCUGCAACAGUCCCCUCGUCCAUGGCGUUGUAUUGGUUGUCCUCAAGCUUCAUGGGACUCUCUCACAACCUGUUGCUCCGUUCUCCGACUGUUCGCCGACUGUGUUGCAUACCGAGGACCAAAUCUGACUCAGAUACUCCUUACAGGGAUAUUGUGGCUGCCUUGAGUACCAAAUACAGUUUUAAGAAAUAACACGCUUUGAACUGUCGGAAGAGCUGUCCCACAUAAUUCGUGUGUGUUGUUGAGAAGUGGUAUUUUGUUGAGAUGCUCACUGUAAAGUGCUACAGCUGAAAUUAUAUUUCUUUUCCAAAUAAAACAUUGAUCAUCUGGCUAAAA